AUGGAGAUUCAGAUCUCAUACUCUGUCGUCUUCACUUUCUUCUUCUGCUUCUUCCUUGUAAUCCUGAAGCUAUCUUCUUUUAAACCCAGCAAAAACCUACCCAUAGGGCCAUGGAAAUUACCUCUCAUCGGAAACCUCCACCAACUUGCUGGCCCACUACCUCAUCAUUCUCUCAGAAAUCUUGCAAACAAGUAUGGACCGUUCUUCCAUCUUCAACUUGGGCAGCUUUCUUAUAUCAUAGUGUCUUCACCUGAAUAUGCAAAGGAAAUAAUGAAGACACAUGAUCAGAUCUUUGCAAAUAGACCCAAAUAUCUUGCCUCUGAUAUCCUUGGCUACAACAGCACAGACAUCUUCUUUUCCCCAUAUGGAAACUAUUGGAGGCAACUUCGAAAGAUUUGUAUUUUGGAGCUUUUCUCAUCAAAGAGGGUUCAAUCGUUCAGAAGGAUAAGGGAAGAGGAGAUAUCAGCACUAGUGAGGAACAUUUCUGAACAUGAAGGUUCUGUCAUGAGCCUCAGUCCAAAAAUUUCUGCACUGACAAAUUCUAUAGUGGCAAGAGCGGCCCUUGGGAAGAAGACAAAGAAUGUAGAACACAUCCUGGAAAUCGUAGAGCGAGUGAUAAAUAUAAGCUCUGGGUUAUCAAUUUCUGAUUUCUAUCCUUCACUAAAAUUUAUUAGUUUCAUCACUGGGAUGAGAGCUCGAACUAUGAAGGUGCACAAAGACUUUGAUAGAGUGUUAGGAGCCAUCAUCAAAGACCAUCAAGAAAAGAAAGGUGAUAACGUUGGAGAGAUAGAAGAGGAUCUAGUUGACGUUCUUCUCAGGAUUCAAAAGGAUGAUGGUAUUGAGAUUCCCUUAUCUCUUGACAACGUCAAAGCUGUCCUUCAGGAUGUUUUCAUUGCUGGAACUGACACAACAGCAACCACAACAGAGUGGGCAAUGUCAGAAUUGCUCAGAAACCAAGAGGCUAUGAAAGAGGCACAAGCAGAGGUAAGAAGAGUCUAUGGAAGCAAGGGGUACGUGGAUGAAUCUAAACUUCAUGAGUUGAAAUAUUUAGGUGCUGUCAUCAAAGAAACUCUAAGGCUACAUCCACCUGUACCCUUGUUAGUUCCAAGAGAAAACAGUGAAAACUGUGUUAUCAAUGGAUAUCAAAUACCCUCCAAGACAAAGAUUAUGAUUAAUGCGUGGGCUAUUGGAAGAGAUCCUAAGAAUUGGAAUGAACCAGAGAGAUUUGAGCCAAACAGGUUUCUUAGUACAUCGGCUGAUUACAGCUUCAAAGGUUUGAACUUUAACUAUAUCCCAUUUGGUGCUGGAAGAAGGAUGUGUCCUGGAAUCACAUUUGCCACACCUGUUUUAGAAUUGUUACUCUCUAAUUUACUUUACCAUUUUGAUUGGAAACUUUCUGAAGGGAUGAAGCUUGAGAAUUUGGACAUGAACGAGUCUUUUGGUGCCGUGGUUAAAAGGAAAACCGAUCUGAAUGUAGUUCCUUUUUGCUAUUCCCCUUACUAUUAGGUUUUCAUGUAUAUAUUUAUCACUUGGAAUAUGUUCUGGCCAGUG
This is a messenger RNA of Neltuma alba, 1551 nucleotides long. Its product is annotated as cytochrome P450 71D10-like. Bases 1 to 1506 code for a protein of 501 amino acids. Gene Ontology annotation, molecular function: oxidoreductase activity, acting on paired donors, with incorporation or reduction of molecular oxygen; heme binding; iron ion binding. The transcript is spliced from 3 exons. The record is from RefSeq and is a predicted model, not a curated record. NCBI's taxonomy places the organism in Eukaryota, Viridiplantae, Streptophyta, Magnoliopsida, Fabales, Fabaceae.